GCGGAAGAGGGCGAGCGAGCCUGCUUGCCUGCUGACAGGAGCGAGCGAGAGAGAAAGAGAAAUGGCGCCUCAAUGCUGUGCUCACUGAGGCAGUGUUUAAUACAAAUAUAUAGACAUAACAACGGUAAAAACGAAUAGAAAUCAUGGUGAACACAAGAAAGAGCUCUCGGUUUGAGCCAAGUAUUCCCUUUAUUUCAUCCAGGACCAGGUCGUCUGCCAGGAAUCACCUGAACUCUGAGGAACAUAAGGAGCCAGGCAGUGAUGUGAGCAGUCCCUCUAGCCCCCGGAUGUCCCCGCCCUCAAAACGAACACGCAGGCAGUCGAUGCCCAGCUCCAGCGACACGUCCCCCUCGCCACAGAGCAAGGGCCAGAGGGUGAGCUGGGACAGGCCCACCUACCGUACCAGGUUAUCCUCUCGUACUUUGCAGAACGGACACGCCCAUAAGAGUCAGAGGGAAGAGGAGGCUGGAGGGGGAGACCGCGCCCUCAUGAACGGCCACGUGGAGCUGCAGAGAAGCUGCCGAGUGAAGAAGAGCCGCUUCGAACACCUCAACCAGAGUCUGCUGUUCGACCAGCUCGUCAACAGUACCGCAGAGGCCGUUCUGCAGGAGAUGGACAACAUCAGCAGUAUCAGGCAGAGCCGGGAGGUGGAGAGACUCCGGAUGUGGACCGACACAGAGGUGGAAAAUAUGGACAUGUAUUCCCGGGUGAAGAGGAGGAAAGCGAUGCGCAGGAACACCUUCAGCAUGCAGACGCAUCACAAAGUCCUGAGCAAGGCGGAUGAUGAGGAAGAGGAGGAGGAGGAGGAAGAGGGGACGGAAGAGUCCCACGGGGAGGAAGAGGAGGCGGAGGACGAUGAUGAGGAUGAUGAAGGAGAUGAGGCAGAGGAGGCUGGAGAGGGGAACGAUCGGCCCUACAACCUGAGGCAGCGCAAGACAGUGCAGCGAUACGAGGCGCCCCCUAUUGAGCCAGUGAACAGGAAGCAGAGCAACCCCUCUGUGUUCGACACCCACAGAUCACCUGCCAGAAGAAGCCAUAUAAGAGUGAAGAAGCACGCCAUCCAUAGCAGCGACACCACCUCGUCUUCUGACGAAGAGAGGUUUGAGAGGAGGAAGAGCAAGAGCAUGACCCGGGCCAGAAACAGGUGUUUACCUGCGAACCUGCGGGCAGAGGAUCUGGCUAGCGGGGUGCUGCGGGACAGGGCAAAGGUGGGUGCCAGCCUGGCAGACGUGGACCCCAUGAACCUAGACAACACGGUGAAGUUUGACAGCGUGGGUGGCCUCAGUAACCACAUCCAGUCUCUGAAAGAGAUGGUAGUGUUCCCUCUGCUCUACCCAGAGGUCUUUGAGAAGUUCAAGAUUCAGCCGCCAAGAGGGUGUCUGUUCUACGGGCCCCCGGGAACAGGGAAGACUCUGGUAGCACGAGCGCUGGCUAACGAGUGCAGCCAUGGCGACAAGAAGGUGUCUUUCUUCAUGAGGAAAGGAGCUGACUGCCUCAGCAAGUGGGUCGGCGAAUCAGAGCGACAGCUGCGCCUUCUUUUUGACCAGGCGUAUCUAAUGAGACCCUCCAUCAUCUUCUUCGAUGAGAUCGAUGGGCUGGCCCCGGUGCGUUCCAGCAGACAGGACCAGAUCCACAGCUCAAUCGUGUCUACGCUGUUGGCUCUGAUGGAUGGCUUGGACAGCCGAGGGGAGAUAGUGGUCAUCGGUGCUACCAACAGACUUGACUCUAUCGACCCUGCACUCAGGAGACCCGGGCGUUUUGACCGGGAGUUUCUGUUCAACCUGCCCGACAAAAAGGCAAGAAAACAAAUCCUAGACAUCCACACGCGGGACUGGAGCCCCAGACUGGCAGAGCCGUUUGUAGAGGAGCUGGCAGAGAAAUGUGUCGGAUACUGCGGAGCAGACAUCAAAGCACUUUGCACGGAGGCGGCGCUGGCCUCGCUGCGGCGCCGCUACCCCCAGAUCUACGGCAGCAGCGUCAAGCUGCAGCUGGACGUGUCCUCCAUCGUCCUGGGCCCUCAGGACUUCAGCAGGGCCCUGAGGGCCAUCGUCCCUGCCUCCCAGAGGGCCCUGGCCCCCCCGGGCCGGGCCCUGAGCCCUGCUCUGAGGCCCCUGCUGGCUGGGGCCCUGGCUGAUAUCCUGGGGGCCCUGCUCCGCGUCUUCCCCCACGCCGAGCAACGAGACAGAUACGACUCGCACGUAGAUAAUCAGCUGCUAGACGAGGAGGUGUACAGCGACGAGGACAAUGAGGGAAGGACCAGCUCCAUCUACGACUUCCACCCAGGAUCCCCCCAGAGACCCUCCCCGUCCACGGCCUCUCACAGACCCUUCCUUCACUUCAGCACGUCAGCCCUCCUCCAGCCCACGGCGUUCCGGCCCCGCCUUCUCCUCUCCGGGCCCCCAGGCUCAGGACAGACCUCUCACCUGGCCCCUGCCCUGCUGCACCACCUGGACAAGCUGUCUGUGCACUGCCUGGACCUGCCCACGCUCUACUCUGUCAGCGCUAAGACCCCCGAGGAGUCCUGCGCUCAGGUGUUCCGCGAGGCUCGUCGGAGCGUGCCCAGUGUGGUGUUUAUGCCGCACAUCUCUGAUUGGUGGGAGGUGAUCAGUGACACUGUGAAGAGCACCUUCCUCACCCUGCUCCAGGACGUGCCCUCCUUCACUCCCAUCCUCAUCCUCGCCACCGCAGAGUCCAGCUACACACAGCUGCCAGAGGAGGUGAGGAGUAUGUUCCAGCAGAGCUAUGGGGAGGUGGUGAGUCUGUCUCCCCCAGGACAGGAGGACCGGAGGAGGUUCUUCUCUGAGCUGCUGUUGGACCAGGCUGCCAGAGCGCCGCCCCGCAGGAGAAGCCCAGCAGGUGUCUGUGGAGAGGAGAGGCUGGCGGUGGCGGAGGCCCCGGGGCCCAGGGUCCUGUCCCCGGAGGAGCAGAGCCGCCUGGUGGAGCAGGAGGAGAACACCCUCCGGGAGCUCCGCCUCUUCCUCAGGGACGUCACCAAGCGCCUCGCCACCGACAAGCGCUUCAACAUCUUCAGCAAGCCGGUCGACAUCGAGGAGGUGUCGGAUUACUUGGAGGUGAUUGGCCAGCCCAUGGACCUGUCUGCUGUCAUGACCAAAAUCGACACUCACAAGUACCUGACGGCCAAGGACUUCCUGUUUGACAUCGACCUCAUCGUCAGCAACGCGUUAGAGUACAAUCCUGACAAGGAUCCCAGCGACAAGAUCAUCCGACACAAGGCGUGCAGCCUGAAGGACACCGCCCACGCCAUGCUGGCCUCAGAGCUGGACCACGAGUUCAACCGCAUGUGUGAGGAGAUCCAGGACUCCCGCAGGAAGAGGGACUUCCAGACACCGGCCCAGACGACUGUAUCUUCCGGCGCCGUGGCAACCAGGAAGCCCGUGGGAGAGGAGCAUGCUGGGAGCAGCACUCAGGGCGAAGGAGCCGACAAGCACUGCAGCAAUCACUUCAAGCGCAAAGCUCGCCGGCGUCCAUCUUGGGGGCGGGGCAUCAUCCGCAAGAAGAAGAGCUACAAAAAGGGAAUGGAUGAAGAGGAGGAGGAGGAGGAAGGAGGCGAGCCUGAGACGGCCGGGCCCAGCGACUCCUGCCUGACCCAGGACGAGGACUCCUCCUGCGACACCACAGGACCCCAGGCCAACGGCCACCACGACCCCUCGCACCCCCUGGGCCCCUCCACGGAGGAGGAGAGCUCCAGUGAGCCGCCCGUGGCCUCCCCUGCCUCCGCCCACGGCCUGAAACCCCCCGGAGCCCUCCAGCCCAAGGAGGAGGAGACCCAGUCCAAGGACAAAGACCACCAGCCAGACUCCAGAGGAGACCAUCACCCCAUGGACGAGGGCAGCACCAGAGUAACGCCCAACAGCCCCCGGCUGAAGACAGACUCCAGUCAGCCCCUGGUCGUGGAGGCCCAGCCCAAGGAGGAGCCGUCUCCAGCCCCUCAGCUGGAAUGCGUCAACGGGAACGAGUCUAUGGACAGCCUGGACUCCCAGAGCAGGGGGGCGGGGCCAGACAGGGCUCAGGAGGCGGAGCUUGGAGAGGCAGCAGCGGAGAGCGGAGUGGACGGAGAGCACCUUCCUUCAGACGGGAGGACUGGAGCAGAAUUGCAGGAGGAAGAUCACACCACAGAAGGCGGGGACAAGAGCAGGAAGUUGAGAAAGAGCCAAUCAGAGCAAAGCAAGGGGUUGGCUGACGGGACAGAGGAGGUGGCCCCUCUUCCUCCUCCUCCCUUAUUGGUCGACCACCAGCGAUUAGAGGUUCUCCUGGAUGUGGCAGUCAGGAGGACUGAGGGUUACAGUGUUAAUCAGCUGGAGAGGCUGUUCUCUCUGCUCAGCCAGUGCAUCUACCAGCACCGCAGGGACUACGACAAGACUCAACUACUGGAGGAUAUGGAGAAGAGCGUGCAGCAUUUUGAAACAUUCCUGUGAUACGUGGCCCAUCGGGUGGACCCUGGUCUGACUGACCACAGAGAGACACACACACACACACACACUCAUGGAGGGAGCAAAUGCAAAAUCCUGGUCUUAAUACCGACAGGCAGGAGAAUGGACGGAGAGGUAAAGGAGGAGAGAGACAUUCUAUGGUGCUAUUGUCUCAGGUACCUGACCCAGUCUACAGAACCAAACACAGACUCCUGGAGGAGUGGGUGUUGUCGGUCACACAAACACGCCAAUGUGGACAGGCAACCCUGGUGCUACUCGGGUGCUAACCUGGAUCCCCGGAUCCUUAUCCAUGCUGCUCUCGGGACUCAGAAACUCAGAAACCAACCAACAGAUUGGGUGAUGUCAUAUCGCAACCUGGCCUCUUUCCUACAGGGAACUGGCUGUGCACACGGAGACGCAGUCACACAAGCAUGCAUGCACACGACCAAGCAUAAACACACACACACAUACACACACGUGCACGGAAAUUGGCACAUGAAUCGUCACCAGCAGUAGUGCGGCGGUGUGACUGCAGCGUGCAGCUAGGAGGUGGCAAUCGGAUGUCACGCUGAACUACGUCUGAACUACGUCUGAGAUCCACCGGUGCUCCAUCUAUCCUCCAUCGCUGAGCCCUCAUCAUGUCUCAGUCCAUCGCAGGCCAGUCAUCUCAAACUUUCUACAGAGGCUAAUCUUUCUUCUUUCCUAUUUUCCCUCACCUUCUCCCUCUCUUUCUCACUCUUGACUAUUGUAACAUCUGAGUGGUCUCUUUCUAAGCUACCUUGUAGCCUUCACGCCCACAAAAAAACAUGUUUCCCCUCUAUCCUUUACGCCCACAAAAAUGAUUCCCCUGGAUGUUUUGUGGUGGGAAGAUGCGGUUGAAGGUAAGCCUUGGAACCACUCAAAUCAAUCAGAGCUCCCCCGAAACCCAGUAAUGAAACGGUAUCAUUAUAUGUGCAGAGCUCUUGGAACCUGAGGCUUCAGCAUUCAAUCAAACGCAACCUUCGGGUGGCGUUCACGGUCCUGGCAGUGACGUGCUAGUUCUAGUGUUGCAGAGCUGCUUCUGAUUCCCAGAGCGUGGCUCUUCCCCUCCAGCUGUGCCCCGCUAGAUCCCCUUCUGUUUCCGUCUAGCUGGAGCAAACUGGAAGCAGUACAAGUUUUGGGGAAAGUAGUUUGCACUGCCUAGUGUGUGCCUUACUUACGCCUCAGAUCAUCUCGGUUUUCUGAAUGGGUUUUAGUCUUGUUACGUUUACAGUGAGUGUGCAUAGAAUGCGUUGCGGUACUGUGUCGGGUUCCUGAGGAAAAGCUGGCCCAGAUGUUGACCACACCUUUACGUUCACGGUUUUCACUGUCAGAGCAGGUCUUACCUGGCCAUGGUCUCACCUGGCCAUGGUCUCACCUAGCCAUGGUCUCACCUGUCCAUGGUCUCACCUGUCCAUGGUCUCACCUGGCCAUGGUCUCACCUGGCCAUGGUCUCACCUGUCCAUGGUCUCACCUGGCCAUGGUCUCACCUGGCCAUGGUCUCACCUGUCCAUGGUCUUACCUGGCCAUGGUCUCACCUGACCAUGGUCUCACCUGGCCAUGGUCUCACCUGGCCAUGGUCUCACCUGGCCAUGGUCUCACCUGUCCAUGGUCUUACCUGGCCAUGGUCUCACCUGUCCAUGGUCUUACCUGGCCAUGGUCUUACCUGGCCAUGGUCUCACCUGGCCAUGGUCUCACCUGGCCAUGGACCCGGUGCUUGUGGGAUGCCAGGUAAGGGUAAACUCCAUCACCUGUGGAGAGUGAAACCCAGCACUAGGCCCGACCUGCAGGUGAAGCCAGUGUUUCGUCACACACAGUGUGUGGAGUUUCUUCACCUCACCGUUUGUUCCGCUUUUCACGUGGAGUCUCAAGUCAAGACACAGCAGUCUUUGUGCCAAUAUUACCUUCUCAAUCUCAAAAAAAAAAAAAAAAAAACAAGGUGCUGAGGUCGGACUUGACUGUGUCUGUCUUGAGUCGACACAAUCACAGGAAUAUAAAGAUCUACGCAAACGUUAUUACCUAACAUCUAUUGUUGUGCAUUUAUUUGUUUUGUGUUUUUUGUUAAUGAUUUUUUUCAUUUUUAUAUGACUCUUCAGAAAUGGUGUGCAGAUUGAUUGUGAGUCCUGUGAUGAACAAGGCCAUUCUAGGCAGUGCCCGUUGUUAAGGCUUAACCAGCGUUAAGCCAGUUUGGUUAUUGAUGCUCAUGCUUGUUUAAUGUCCUGCUACUAAGAGGAGUGGGGGAACCUCUGCUCACUGAUCAUCACUCAACUCUAUUGACUAAAAAGGACAUGAACCUGGACUGAAUGAAUGACUUGUACUUGACACAAGUGACAGGACGGUGAUGAGAGACAUCUGUAGGGCCCGAUGCUGCAUCAGGUCCCACUUCCACACUCCUACAUCCCUGUCCUUCUAAAGUUGAUUAAAACUCCCUCACCUCAGCCUUCUCUUGGAUUAUAGGUAUAGAUUCAUUAAAACGGAAUUAAAAUACAGACUAAACUUUAAAUCGUAUGCAAAGUAGAAUUUUGAGUUAGCAUCGGACAACUACAAAAGCUACCUCAGCUUAAUUUAUUUUAAUGCUAAUAAGACAAGCUAUUAACUGGGAACAAACAGUAUAAUCACUUUCCAAAAUGUGAUUUUCGCAACUCGUGACAGCUACAAUACCUGGUCAUAAACAGCAUGGCUGCAGAAUUAAUCCAAGAGUUUUGUUUUUUUCUUUGUCUCCUGUGAUUUUUUAUUUGCGUUUUGAGCCAGACGAAAAAUACAUAGCAUUAGAUUUCAAAAGAAAUUCUGUUCACUGUGUAUUUCUUUUCACUGUCCUUUUCCCCUGCUUUUGUAUUUUGAUGUCCUGCAAGUGCUUUUCUGUGAGAUGGCACGGUGCUUUCUCCCUGACUAUCAAGAUGGUACUGUUGUCUUGUCCUGAACACCCAGUCUCCCUUUCCUCUUUCGUCAUAACAGAUUGUGUGUUUGCAGAUUUUCAUCUCUUUUUCUCGUGGUGCUCCAUUGCGUUUGUAUUUAUUUGCAUAAUUACUGAACUUUUACAUCUAACAUCCAUAAAAUGUUAUUUUUUGUACAUUUUGAAAUUCAAACACGUUGGGGAAAAUUGUUACUUACGUUUUGAAAGCCGAUGUAGCGCUUGUGUAGCAGGGUUGUGUUUUUAUGGUGUAUGAAGGGGAAUAAAGGGUUUACAGGUCUCUCAGGUUCCACAUGCGUAUACUUACAAACAACCCAAUUUUCUAUUUAUUCCAUUGUGGUGAUGUUUCUAUUACAUUGUGGUUAUUGACUGUGGCAUACUGGAUGAGAUUCACUUGGCUUGACUUAAUUUACUCAAGUUUCAUCAAAAUGGGUUUGUAGGUUUAGAGUGGAAAACAAGUGACUAAAAAUAUUAAAGUUUGUAAGCAUUUGCUUUGUUAGUCGGUCUGUCCACCUUCAGCUAAAACAUCGUUUUUUUGAUAAAGAUACAUUGAAUUAGGAUAUAAAGGAUGGGGAGCAAAAUGUCAUACAUUAUCAUGUUCUCUUGGUAUUCUUUAUUAUACAUUUCAGUUAGUUUGGACAAACACCAAUUUUUGUCUGGUAGACGAUUUAGUCCAGUAUGCAGAAUGAAUGGAGGUUUCUCAUCACAACUUAAUUGUUUUUUGUUAUGUUUACCUUAAAUUGAAUACUCAGUUUUUCCACCUUUAAAUCUGGUAGCUUUGCCAUGUUUUGGGAUUUUAUUUUGACAUACAAAGUGUAUUUAACAGCCCUUUCUUCCCCUAUUCAUAUUACUUUUGUGGAAGUUAUAUUUGAAAUGAAACAUUUACUGUAUUUCAGAAAUGAACUGCUGUGAUAUACUUGAAUAAAGGUUCAAAUUGUA
Messenger RNA from Hypomesus transpacificus, 8298 nucleotides. RefSeq names its product ATPase family AAA domain containing 2B (gene atad2b). Gene Ontology annotation, biological process: positive regulation of transcription by RNA polymerase II. The coding region runs from base 144 to 4436 and encodes 1430 amino acids. Gene Ontology annotation, molecular function: histone binding; chromatin binding; ATP hydrolysis activity. The record is from RefSeq and is a predicted model, not a curated record. The transcript has 28 exons. Gene Ontology annotation, cellular component: nucleus. Lineage: Eukaryota; Metazoa; Chordata; Actinopteri; Osmeriformes; Osmeridae.